CUAGGAUCUGCUAAGUCAACUUCAUAAAGAUCGCUGUAUACUAUACCAUUAUGUACACAUGAUGAAGUAUUGUCAUGAUAAACCCUGUUGGACAGACUGAAGAUGUGGACCAUGCAAGAUGUGUAAAAUCCUUCAGUUUGGUAUAAGGUGAAAAACAAUGGAUUCUUAAUGGAAUCAGUGACAUUGUCUGAAGAACAGAAGAGAAGAAUUGAAGAAAACAGGGCCAAGGCUUUGGCUCGGAGAGCAGAAAAGAAUGACCGAAGCAUCACCAAUAAUCAAAAUAACUUGAAAUCAUGUCCUCCUUUAAACAAGGUUGCUCCUCCAGCACAACAUAAAAAUUCAUCAGUGUUCUCAUUUUACAGUGGCAAACAAGAUGUAACUGCUGAUAAUGAAAAUCUCAACAAAAAGGCCGGACCAAGCUGGGUGGGUGUUCCUGUUGGCCAUGUUAAAAAUUCUGUAACUGGAUCUUCAUCUGACAGUACGAAAAAGGAUACAGAAAGCGUUCAGUCCAAAAAUGUGCAAUCGUCAUUUUUCAAAAGUUCUCGCACCCAUUCAAGUGUCCAGCCUAAUAAUGGGCUCAAACAGAGGACAAAUGUCCGGCCUUUAUCUUCAACCAGGCCAGUAGGGUCCUCUGAAACCAGUGUUCAUUCCACUCGGUUCUCGGCACAGAUUCCGGUGACCAAAGGAUCCAGUAUCAGUGGUUCCUGUGUGUUGGUGUCACGGGAACAGUUUGAAGUGAAUGUUGGCUUCUUCACUCCUCUUAUUGAGAUCUUCAAACAGAUGAAAACUAAAGUAUAUGACCCAUCUUCUCGGAAGUGGUCCUUUAAGCUGGAAGAAUAUCACAAAUUAUUGUCUGCUGUGGAAGCACUGAAGCCACAUGUUUCGAUUGAACCAUUACCCAAGGCUGUUCUUCAGAUAUUUAGUUCUCAGCUAAGGGGAGAGUAUACUGACUGCCACAUUGCCGCUGCAGAUCUCUCUAAAGUGGAUCAAGGCUUGGUUGACUCUCUGAUGCCAUUUCAGAGAGAGGGUGUUGAUUUUGCAAUAUCAAAAAAUGGCCGAAUAUUGCUUGCAGAUGACAUGGGCCUGGGUAAGACAAUUCAGGCCAUCGCAGUGGCUGAUUUCUACCGAUCAUCAUGGCCGCUGUUGGUCGUUUGUCCAUCCUCAGUCAGGUUUGACUGGGCACAACAAAUCCGGAGAUGGUUGCCAAAACUGGAUCCGCAGCUGAUUAAUGUUGUGAUCAAUGGCAAAGCAAGCUCUACGUCAGGACUGGUGAACAUCACAAGCUACGACCUGAUGGCACGGAAAGCCCAGGAACUCCGGGAGAAGCGUUUUCAAAUCAUAAUAAUGGAUGAAUGUCACUUCUUGAAGAAUUAUAAGACUGUUAGAACAAAGUCAGCUAUGCCCAUACUACAGAAUGCCAAGCAUGUACUUCUACUAUCUGGAACUCCAGCUCUGUCUCGACCCCUGGAACUGUUCACACAGAUCAGUGCAGUGACUCCAUUCAUGUUCAAGUUCCAUGAUUUCGGUGUCCGAUACUGUGAUGGCAAACAGAAUCCAUGGGGCUGGGACUUCACAGGAUCAUCAAACAUGAAAGAACUUCAACUGCUGCUUGAGGAGAAGAUCAUGAUACGACGUCAGAAGAAAGAUGUCCUCAAACAACUUCCGGCCAAAGUCAGACAAAUGGUUCUGCUUGACCCUCAGAGUCUUGUCGUCCAUAAGAACCUGAAGAAAGCUUCGUCUGUGAUGAACUUGAAAAACCUCAAGGGCAUGGAACGGCGUGGGGCUCUGUUGGAAUAUUUUCAUCAUACCUGCACAGCCAAAGUCAAAGCUGUUCGGGAUUAUAUAUUGGAUUUGCUGGAAGGUGAUAAGAAGAUGCUUGUUUUUGCCCAUCAUCAAGAAAUGUUGGCAGCUGUAGAAGAAGCCAUAUCUGCAUUCAAGGGAGAAGUCCAGUAUAUCCGAAUAGAUGGGAGAACGUCAUCUGAGCAGAGGAACAUUGUGUGCCAAAAAUUUCAAACAAACCCUGAUGUUAAGGUAGCCAUCUUGUCAAUCACAGCAGCAAAUGCUGGUAUCAACUUGUCUUCAGCAUCUUUAGUGAUUUUUGCAGAGUUGUUUUGGAAUCCUGGAAUUUUGGUGCAGGCGGAGGACCGGGCCCACCGACUGGGACAAGAGGACUCCGUGAAUGUGCACUAUCUAGUAGCCCAGGGAACAGCAGACGACUUCAUCUGGCCGCUUGUUCAGACCAAGUUGGAUGUACUCAGUAAGGCGGGAUUGACCAAGGAUAAUUUUUAUGAUGCAGAUACAACACAUCAAAAGGAUUCUAAAACACAGGAGAUAAUGCAGUUCUUUGAACAGUCGUUUAUCGAAGACUCCGAUCACGAUGAAGAACUUGACAAGGACCACACCAAAAUAGAACAUGAUGAACAGAAACCAACUUCGACUUGUGAUAAAAAUCAAAAUCAGAGUCGUAAGCAGGUAUCGAUUGACAAGUUUUUCACAACUGCUUCAAAAGAAGAUUCUUCAUUUGAGUGCGAUAACGUUCUCGAUGAGGAGUUGUUGCAGCUUACAGAGGAUGUGGAUUGGGAAGACGACUUUGAGCCAGAGGCAAAGAAGCAAAAAUUAUAAUGGAGGAGUUGAGAGUCUAAAUAAAAACCUCAAGAAAGGAAAAUGUAUUCCAAGCAGAGUGAAUGUUUUAGUCAUAAUCUGGACAUGAGUUAAUUGCUGCCAGUGAAACAAAUUUAAAAGUUUGUUUUGUUUAACGACAUCACUACAGCACAUUGAUUAAUUAAUGGUCAAACAUUUGGUAAUUUUUGAGUCUUAGAGAGGAAACCCACUACAUUUUCCCAUU
Messenger RNA from Gigantopelta aegis, 2845 nucleotides. Its product is annotated as SWI/SNF-related matrix-associated actin-dependent regulator of chromatin subfamily A-like protein 1. The transcript has 17 exons. Gene Ontology annotation, cellular component: nuclear replication fork. The record is from RefSeq and is a predicted model, not a curated record. Gene Ontology annotation, molecular function: ATP-dependent chromatin remodeler activity; ATP binding. Gene Ontology annotation, biological process: replication fork processing; DNA repair. Lineage: Eukaryota; Metazoa; Mollusca; Gastropoda; Neomphalida; Peltospiridae. The coding region runs from base 169 to 2622 and encodes 817 amino acids.